CUUCAGGUUUAUCCCGCCUUACGCUCCUCAUUUUGGUGGUUUAUGGGAGGCAGGGAUAAAAUCAUGUAAGUUUCAUUUGAAACGUGUAAUCGGUAACGCGAACUUAACAUAUGAGAACUUAACAUACUCAGUACUGUAUUAACAUAAAUCGAGGCUGUCUUAAAUUCCCGUCCCCUAACUCCUAUGUCCUCUGAUCCCAACGAUUUUUCUCCUCUCACCCCAGCUCAUUUCCUAAUUGGACGACCGCUGAUCGCGCCUGCCAGCAAUCUCACUGCUUGGAACAACAGCUGUCUCACUCGCUACGAAAGGGUGGAGCAAAUGCGGGAACACUUCUGGAAGCGAUGGUCGAAGGAAUUUGUGUCGGAGCUCCAGCUCAGAACUAAGUGGAAACACAAUGCAGGCGACAUCUCUAUUGACACCCUGGUGCUUAUCAAAGAGGAUAAUCUCCCGCCUCUGAAGUGGAGAUUGGGGAGGAUUUUACGCACCUAUCCAGGCAAGGAUGGUGUUGCUUGUGUUACAGAUAUUCGCACAUCAACGGGCAUCGUUCAACGAGCUUUCUCAAAAAUCUGCCCGCUGCCGUUGCAGCCGGUAGACGAGGGCGCAACCAAAGAGGCCACAUCAUGCUGAAACCCUUUUUCUUUGGAAGUAGGUACUUCCAAGGCGGGGGCCAUGUUCAAGCGACAUCUAGUGGGCAGUGGUGCUUCUAAUGUGAAGUUGCCGCUUAUCAGCCAAUGAGAGGACGACGGGCGGGGGGACCUCGCCUAACUUCAUACGACUUUUUUUCUUUGUUCAAAAAUAUUUAAAUUGUAACGUUCAUCAUUUAUUCAUUCAUUAUUCGUUGUUAUUUGGUCAGACAAUACACGAAAUCUUUAUUAUA
Melitaea cinxia (Glanville fritillary) is the source of this 877-nucleotide messenger RNA. RefSeq lists its product as uncharacterized. Bases 184 to 627 code for a protein of 147 amino acids. The transcript has a single exon. Lineage: Eukaryota; Metazoa; Arthropoda; Insecta; Lepidoptera; Nymphalidae. The record is from RefSeq and is a predicted model, not a curated record.